GCGGCAGCGCACGCCUCAGUUUCCGGCAGUGUCAUGGCGGCCUACGCGGGUGGGUUUCAAAGCGUAGGCAGUAUCGAGGAGAAAAGAGAAUUAAAGCGCAAAGCGCGUGAGGAAAUCCUACAAAAGGCCAAGCAUAAGUAUGAGGAAAAGGAGCGGAGAGAGGAACAGAGGAAGGCUCGAGGUGAAGACACCUGGAUGCUCCCAGAUGUUGAGCAGCGACUGCAGCAGAUCAGUGAGGACCUUUCUGUGAAAAGCAAAAAGAAGAAAAAGGAGAAAUCCAAAAAAAAGAAGAAGGAGAAGAAGAAGAAAGAGAAGAAAGAGAAGCUGAAGUCUCAGGGAGAUCGCUCGUCCGAUAGCUCCGAGGACUCUGAUGGUUGGGUGGAGGCUCCGUCCAUAACUGGAAGUGUGGAUAAAGCAUGGAAGGUCUCGGACCAGGCUCAGACCGCGAGCACCUCGACCAAUAGUGGCCAACAGAGAGACGAGUGGAUGACCUUUGACUUCCUGGCCCUGAAGACGACAUCGGUUGCCGAGCAACGAGCCCAGAAGGAGCUGGAGAAAGAGGCGGAGCGGGAAAAAGCACAACAGCUCGAACAGGCUGGCCUUCACAGAUUGGAGCUGAAUCCCUAUUGGAAGAAUGGAGGGAGUGGACUGCCCCCGGAGGAAGGCGCUGGAACUGCAGCUACUAAAGCGGGCGUGGUGGAUGAUGGGGGACGGGGCUGGCUCAUGAAGUCGUAUCAGAGGAUGAAGGAGCAGGCAGAGAGAGAGCAGCGCAACCUGGACGAUGUUGUGGCUGAGAGAUAUGGGUCAAUGAAGCAGUUUCAAAAGCGACUAAAGGAAGCAGAGGAGGCUGCCUUCCGACAGAGGGGAGACGCGGGAGACACGGGGAGGAAAGGAGGAACAGAAAGAGGGAGACAGGGUUGGAGGAGAGAGACAGACGAAGAGAGAGACAGGGACAGAGAGAGGCAUAGGGAAAGACAGGGGGACAUGGGUAGAGACCGGUGGACAGACAGGGGCCGGGAGCGAGACAGGGAUAGACAGCGGGAUAGAAAUGAAGACAGGGACAGAAACCGAGACAGAAAGGAAGACAGGGACAGAGAGCGAGACAGAAAGGAAGACAGGGACAGAGAGCGAGACAGAAAAGAAGACAGGGACAGAGAGCGAGAGAGAAACGAAGACAGUAACAGAGAGCGAGACAGAAAAGAAGACCAGGACAGAGAGAACGACAUGGAUAGACAAAAGGACAUGACGAGAGACAGAAGAACGGUGACGGAAAGAGGACGUUUCCUCAAACCUUCCGACUCUGAUGACUUCCUCCCUCUGGAGGCGGGCUUCAGGAGGCCUGGAUUGACAGCCUCCUCAUCCAAUCGGAGCUCAGGAAAGUUCCUAAAACCUGGGGAUGAUGAUGAUGGUGCUGACGACGUUCCAGCAUGGAGGAAGAAAAUGGAGAAGACAGAUGGAGUGAAAAAGAAGGAGGAGUCAGGGACACAGAAGAGCGAGGAAGAGAGGAGGACCACACCAGUGGAGAAGAGCAGUUCAGAGAGCGAGGACGAGGAGGAAGAAGAGGAAGUGCGUCUCCUGACAGAUGAGGAGAUGAAUAAACUCGGAGCGAAACUCCUCAAGGCCGAGCUCAUGGGCAAUACGGCCCUAAUGGACUCUCUGAAGGCUCAGCUGGAAGCGGCGCGGAAAGCGAGAGAGAAUCACGCCAACAAACCCAAACAGGAGAGAGUGUCUGUGCGAGAGGAGGCGGAGCAAGAAGUGGUCUUGUUCAGGACUGACCAAUCGGGACGCUCGUGGCCGGUGAGCGGCCCCUCCGGGCCCGUGGAGCCCAAGGGAGGGAGGAGGAAGAAGAAAGCGAUCGAGACCCACGUCUCCGGCGAGCGCGUACGUUACUUUGCAGACGACGACAGUUUGGAUCUGAAGGAGAUGGUGCGCCGGGAGAAGAUGACCUCGGCUCAGGAUCAGAACGCACUCUACUCACGGAUGGCUGCCAAGAUGAUGGGCAAGCAGGAUGGCGAUAACUACACACUGGACGACAUGUUCGUAUCCAGCGCAGCUCAGAGAGAAAGGGAGGGGCUCGACGACGAGAGAGCGAGAACCCGGGCGAUGGGAGAGGGGCGGAGCCUUGCCGCACGAAUGGAUAAAUGCCCGUUCUGCUUCACCAACGCCGAGCUGCCCAAACACCUGGUGGUGGCUAUCGGGGCAAAGGUGUAUCUUUGUCUUCCUAACAGUGUCUCUCUGGCUGAGGGACACUGUCUAAUCGCUCCACUGCAGCACCACUGCUGCUCAACUGGCCUCGAUGAGGACGUGUGGAAUGAAGUACAAAUGUUCCGCAAGUCAUUGGUUCAGAUGUUUGAUUCCCUUGAGCUCGACUGCGUGUUUUUGGAAACUCACAUGAACCCUAAGAAGCGCAUGCAUAUGCUGUACGAGUGUAUCCCACUGCCACGGGAGCUUGGCGAUAUGGCACCCAUCUACUUCAAGAAAGCAAUCAUGGAGUGUGAUGAGGAGUGGGCAAUGAAUAAGAAGGUGGUGGAUCUGGCAUCCAAGAACAUCAGACAGGCUGUUCCUCGUGGUUUGCCGUACUUCUCUGUUGAUUUUGGGUUGCAGGGAGGUUUCGCUCACGUCAUUGAAAAUCAGGACAAGUUUCCAUAUUACUUUGGGAAAGAAGUCCUCGGCGGUAUGUUAGACUUGGAGCCAAGACGAUGGAGAAAGCCGAUCAGAGAGAACUUUGACGAUCAGCGUAAGAAGGUCCUUCAGUUCUCUCAGUGGUGGAAACCCUUCGACUGCACCAAGAGCCAAUAAGAGAUCUGCAUGCGUUAUUAAGCGGGGUCAGGCUCUGUGUCUGAGCUCCGAAUACACAGCAAAGGAGUCUGUUGAAGAUUGUCUUGUUUAUAAACUAUAUAAUAACAUAAACUCUGUAUUGUUGAGAUGGAACAUUAAAGUUUUGUUGAUUUUUAUAAAUGUA
Messenger RNA from Clarias gariepinus (North African catfish), 2962 nucleotides. RefSeq names its product CWF19 like cell cycle control factor 2 (gene cwf19l2). The record is from RefSeq and is a predicted model, not a curated record. The transcript is spliced from 18 exons. Bases 34 to 2799 code for a protein of 921 amino acids. Gene Ontology annotation, biological process: mRNA splicing, via spliceosome. Gene Ontology annotation, cellular component: post-mRNA release spliceosomal complex. NCBI's taxonomy places the organism in Eukaryota, Metazoa, Chordata, Actinopteri, Siluriformes, Clariidae.